This is a messenger RNA of Sphaeramia orbicularis (orbiculate cardinalfish), 7091 nucleotides long. It is a transcript of the gene tanc1b, whose product is annotated as tetratricopeptide repeat, ankyrin repeat and coiled-coil containing 1b. Gene Ontology annotation, molecular function: protein binding. The record is from RefSeq and is a predicted model, not a curated record. The transcript has 27 exons. Lineage: Eukaryota; Metazoa; Chordata; Actinopteri; Kurtiformes; Apogonidae. The coding region runs from base 147 to 5984 and encodes 1945 amino acids.
GAGCCUACCUUGGUGUGGUGGAUGAAGUGGGGAAUGAGUUCGUGUGGAGAUAGCUAGAGGACUGAGGGGGAAAAAACUUUUUUGGGUACUUUUAUAUCCAUGACAUUUAUCAGGGGCUCUACAGAGAGGAUUUCAGGAAUCUUGCCAUGUUCAAGGCAGUGCUGAAGAAGAACAGAGAUGGAGGAAAGGGAAGCAAGAAGGAUUCAGGUGAUGGUCACAGUCACAGUGCCCAAAGAAGAUGCUCACCUGAGGGAAACCUGCAGCCCCAUGGACCUGGCGGCGGUCACAUCAAUGUACCGGAGGAUAUUUUUAGGCUAAGCCUUGCCAAGGGAGGAUCCAUGUCUCUCCCAUCCUCACCUCUCUUGCCAAGACAGUCCUACAUGAUGCCUUUACGCCCUAGCAAAAGAUCUCCAGGUCCAAUCAGGAAGCCCAAAUAUGUGGAGAGUCCUCGGGUUCCUUCUGAUGCUAUCGUUUCAGCGCUGAGGAAGGUGGCCGACAACAAGGAGUCUUCCCACAAUGAGCUGCAAGCAGAGAAACAGCCAAGCUCCUCCUCCCCUGCCACUCAGGAACUGAUGACAAGGCUGGGCUUUUUACUGGGAGAAGGGAUCCCGGGUACGGCACGCAUACCUAUGGAUGACAAGAAUGAAAAGAAGUGCUCUGUGACCAGUCAGGGUAUCAGCCCCUGUUCUACGCUGACCAGCAGCACGGCGUCCCCCUGCACCGACAGCCCAUGUUCAACACUCAACAGCACAACCAGCCGCCCCCCUCUGAGCCGCUCCAGUCCCUGUGGAACAAUCACCAGCCCCACCUCCACACUCGAGAGCAAGGACAGCGGGAUCAUAGCCACCAUCACUAGUUCCUCUGAGAACGAUGACCGCAGUGGCUCCAGUCUGGAGUGGAGUAAAGAUGGCAGCCUGAGAGGCAGCGGGCGCCAUGGCCUGGCACAGAGUGUACGGGCAGAUACCUGCUCCCCCGUGGCGGAAGAGGACACCAACAGUGCCACUGCCACACCAGCCGACACCCCAUCCAGAACAGACCAACAUCACCAGUCCAACACAUGCACUGGGGCGCCACCACACCGGCCGAGUCACACACCUGAGGGACCCGUUCCAUACCCAACACAGACGUCUUCCCUCAUGAUGCCGAGGCCAAACUCAGUAGCAGCGACCAGUUCCACAAAACUGGAAGACCUGAGCUUUCUUGAUGAGCAGCGUAACACCCCCCUGCGGACAUCUAUUCGCCUGCCGUGGCAUAAUACUGGAGGAAGGCCACCUCAGGACUCCAAAGCUCGUUUUUCUCCCUACAAACCUGCGGACAUUAUGCUUAAACCUCUGCUGUUCGAGGUGCCCAGCAUCACCACAGACUCUGUAUUCGUCGGCCGGGAUUGGCUGUUUCAGGAGCUGGAGGAUGUCCUGAAGGCCAGUGAGACCACAGAGAGCCACGGUGCCGUAGUGGUGGGCAGCGUGGGAUACGGAAAAACGGCCAUCAUCUCUCGACUAGUCGCAUUAAGCUGCCACGGAGGUCGCAUGCGCCAGAUCGCCUCCAACAGUCCCAGUGCUUCUCCAAAAGGUGGCGGUGGACAAAGCACAGAACUACCCCUCAGCCAGCCCCCACAGCCCACUCCACCCUCCAGUGCUUCGAAUACACUGAGGACCAACAGCUGCCCAGGGACCCCAGAGAUACAGCGGCGUAGAGAGGAGGCUGUCAGACGCCUGGCUGCAAAGGUGGUAGCAUAUCACUACUGCCAAGCAGAUAACACAUACACUUGCUUGGUACCAGAGUUUGUACAUAGUAUUGCGGCUCUGCUAUGCAGAGCACACCAGCUUAGUGCAUACCGGGAGCUUUUGCUGAAGGAACCUCACCUCCAAAGCAUGCUCAGCCUGCGUUCGUGUGUCCAAGACCCCAUGGCUGCGUUCCGGAGGGGGGUCCUGGAACCACUAGCUAAUCUUCGAAAAGAGCGGAAGAUUCCAGAGGAGGACCACAUCAUACUGAUAGAUGGGCUGAAUGAAGCCGAGUUCCAUAAGCCCGACUACGGUGACACGAUCGCCUCUUUCAUCACUAAGAUCAUCACCAAGUUCCCCUCCUGGCUUAAACUGGUGGUUACUGUCCGGGUUAACCUGCUGGAGAUCACCAGCCUGCUCCCCUUCACCAAGAUCUCCCUGGACGAUUUUUCUGACAAUAAAGAGAUAAGCAACGACCUCAACGCAUAUAUCCAGUACCGAAUCAAUGGCAGCAAAGACAUCAUGAACAACAUAAGUCUGAAUGGCAAGGCUGACCCUCUCACAGUUGGCAAGCUCAGCAGCCACCUGAUCUCUCGCAGCCAGGGCUCGUACCUGUAUCUCAAACUCACCCUGGAUCUGUUCGAGAGAGGCCACCUGGUGAUCAAGAGCGCCAGCUACAAAGUCGUGCCCGUCUCAGUGGCUGAGCUCUACCAAUUACAGUGCAACAUGAAGUUCAUGACUAAUUCAGCCUUCGAGCGUUCACUGCCAAUCCUCAAUGUGGCGCUCGCCUCACUGCAUCCCAUGACGGACGAGCAGCUGUUCCAGGCCAUCAACGCCGGCUUCAUUCAAGGAGAGCUGCCAUGGGAGGACUUCCAACAACGCAUGGAGUUACUCUCAUGCUUCCUCAUCAAACGCCGAGACAAAACGCGAAUGUUCUGCCACCCAUCCUUCAGAGAGUGGCUUGUAUGGAGAGCUGAUGGAGAGAGUACAGACUUCCUCUGUGACCCCAGGACCGGUCAUGCUCUCAUGGCCUUCAUGCUGUCUCGUCAAGAGGGGAAACUGAAUCGACAGCAGACGAUGGAGCUGGGACACCACAUCCUCAAAGCGCACAUCUUCAAGGGCCUGAGUAAGAAAACAGGUGUGUCAUCCAGUGUGCUGCAGGCUUUAUGGAUCAGCAGCAGUGCUGACGGCCUUUCUGCAGCUUUGGCCUCUCUGAGGAACCUUUACACACCCAACGUCAAGGUGAGCCGUCUGCUGAUGCUCGGAGGGGCGAACGUCAACUACCGUACGGAGGUCCUCAACAACGCACCAGUGCUUUGCGUCCAGUGCCACCUCGGUCACCUGGAAAUCGUCUCCCUGCUGCUGGAGUUCGGAGCCAGCGUGGACGUCGUGGCCGAAAACAACAUGAGCCCCCUGUGCUUCUCAGCUGCUGCGGGGCACUUGGGUCUGGUCAUGCUUCUCUGCAAGAGGGGGUCAAAGAUUGAUCAUAUAGAUAAGAGCGGCCAGUGCGCUUUGGUCCACGCCGCCCUCCGAGGCCAUCUUGAGAUCAUCCAGUACCUGCUGGAGCUGGAGUGGUGCGCUGAGCAGGACUGUGCUCUGAAGAACAAAGCCCUGCAGCAGGCUUUGAUAGGAGCCUCCAGCAUGGGACACACACAGGUUGUGAGGGGCUUGCUGGCGUUGAAUAAUGAGCAUGCUGUGCAAAUUGAUAGCCAUGACACUCUGUGGGGAGAGACAGCGUUGACGGCAGCGGCGGGAAGGGGGAAGAUGGAGGUGUGCAGCUUCCUGUUGGAGGAGGGGGCGGUGGUGCAGCAGGUGAACCGGCGGGGGGUCUCUCCUCUGUUCUGUGCCGUCAGACAGGGACACUGGCAGAUUGCGGAGCUGCUGUUGCAACACGGCGCCGACAUUAACAUCAGUGACAAGCAGGGCAGGACCCUACUGAUGGUGGCUGCCUGCGAGGGUCACCUGAACACUGUGGAGUUUCUGCUUUCGAAAGGUGCAUCUUUAACUUCGAUGGACAAGGAGGGACUGACGCCCCUGAGCUGGGCAUGUUUAAAAGGACACAAGAAUGUAGUGCAGUUUUUGGUGGAGAAGGGUGCGGUCAUCGACCACACGGACAAAAACGGACGGACUCCUCUGGACCUCGCCGCUUUCUACGGAGAUGCAGAGAUUGUCCAGUACUUGGUGGAGCGAGGAGCGGUGAUAGAGCAUGUGGACUACAGUGGGAUGAGGCCUCUGGACCGGGCUAUAGGGUGCAGGAACACCUCAGUGGUGGUGACUCUGCUGAAGAAAGGGGCCAAGCUGGGCUACAGAACUUCUCCUUACGAUCGAUCAGGGAACGCUGCUUGGGCUAUGGCUACUUCCAAGCCCGACAUCCUGAUCAUCCUGCUUCAGAAGCUAAUGGAGGAGGGAAACCUGCUAUACAAGAAAGGGAAGAUGAAAGAGGCAGCCCAGAGGUACCAGUACGCCCUCCGGAAGUUUCCUAGAGAAGGCUUUGGUGAUGACCUGAAGGCAUUUAAAGACCUGAGGGUUUCUCUGUACCUCAAUCUCUCCCGCUGUCGCAGAAAAACCAAUGAUUUUGGAAUGGCUGAAGAGUUUGCAACUAAGGCACUGGAGCUAAAACCCAAAUCCUAUGAGGCCUACUACGCCCGAGCCAGAGCUAAGAGGAGCAGCAGACAGUUCACAGCGGCCCUGGCCGACCUGCACGAAGCCGCCAAGCUCUGCCCCAAUAACCGCGAGAUUCGCCGUCUGCUGGCUCGAGUCGAGGAGGAGUGUAAACAGAUGCAGCGCACUCAGACCAAAGGAGGCCUCGCUGCCGCCGCAGCCGCAUCCAACCAGGCAACGGGGGGCCACGAAUCUGACAAGGAGCAGGACGAGGGCCAGGAGGAGCCUUCAGAGCACAGCCUGUCCAGGAGCAUGGAGGGCCAAAGAGACAUUCUGGAAGAGGAGGACGAAGAGGAGGAGGACGACGACGACGACAAAGAGGAGGUGUCGCAGCGCAGCAGGACGGCCGAGGCCUGCUGGUCUCAGAACAGUUACCCCUUCAACAGAGUCCCACCCUCUGAGCCUGUCAAUAACAGUCACAGUGUGGGCCCCUGCUCCCCCCCAGGCCCCAGCAGGCUUCCUCCUCACCGCUACCCUCGGGAACACCGCGAGGCGCUGGCCCAGCAGGGUCUGGUCCUGCAGCCCACCAAGCAGGCCCAGAUAGUCAAGACUAACCAGCACAUGAGCUCCAUGCAGGCAGUUGGGGGGGCGGUGGGGGGGCGCUCGACCGGCCCAAAGUCUCAGUACGCCCCCUCCAGUCCUUUACCCAGUAGACACAUGUCCAGCGUGUUGAAAGCCGGUCCCGGCAUCGACAUCAGCCCUCUGCCGACUCCGGCUGAUGAGCCUGUGUACGAGAACCGCGUGGCGCUGGCGGUCGCCUCCGCCUCGUUGGGUUACAGCGUCGAUAACGACAACUUCCUCCCCUCGCAGGCGUCAUACGCCUCCUGCAGCAGCACAAAGGCUCUGGUUCAAGACCGGCUGUCGGCACACUCUGCAUCCUCUCUGGAUGGACUGGCCUGCUCCGGUCCUGGACCUCAGGGGAACCACACUGACCCAGGAAAGGAAGUGAUGGGUGGAACAGUGGGAUCCCAGGGAGCAGCCGGAGGCAUCAGCAUGCGUGUGUCCAGUUCCACCAGCAGCCUGGCGUCCAGCAGCAGCCUAUCAGACAGCGGCAAGCUGGGACCCGACGUCCGCAACAAGAUUUCAGACAAGACGAAGCACAGCCAACAGGCGAGUUCUACGACAGAGUACAAACCCAGACCUUUCAUGGGCAUCACCGACAAGACGGCGCGAUUUCAGCAGCAAACGCAGCAGCACCACGGCAUGCAGAGUCACCAGAGCCUGCAGCCCGCGGGCCACAGCUGGCUCAACCACACAUCUGACAGCAUGGUGUGUCACAACAUGUCAGCUCUGGGCCUGCAGCCCAUCGACUGUGAGCUGCCGUACGCCAAAACAGUGAGCACUUACCAGGAGCAGCACAAACCUCCACCGCCUCAUGGUGCUAUGGCAAUGAGCAGCUUACAAAACGGAAUUCACGUCAGUGAAUUCACUGAGAAGUUCUGCCAGGCCGCCAACUGUUACAAAGAGUCCAAGCCAACAAUGGCUCUGCCGCACACUUACAUGGACAGUAAACCCAAGCAGCCGGGCCUCGGCCGAGAUAAUCCUGCCAUUCACGUAGCUUCGAUGAAACCAAAGCGAUCAUUUAUAGAGUCAAACGUGUAGAUACUUGUUAUAUCUCACAUCCAGUCCACGACAUGCACACAUUUACAAAAAUCUAAAGCAAGAAGUUGUUUUCAUUUUUGUCUAUCCUAGAAAGUCUACGGCGUUACUUUUAGACCUUGUGAGAAGUGCAGUGUGCAAGCUGUUUGUUUUCCUGGGUGAAUACAGACGGCAAGCAGUAAAUGCUCCAGAUUUCUCUCGUCCCAACCUGCCGCUUUUGGCUGUCAGCUUCUGUUACAUGACAACAUGUCCCCCGUCAUUCAGCCAAGCUGGAGACAUUGCACUGAAGGAUGUAUUUGGGCAUGUUCUGUACAGUUCUUAACAAAAUCAUGACAGCAAGCACUUUAUACACAGUUGGGCUGCUCAAGUGCUUAGACAACAUACAGUCACAGUAUAAGGUUAUUACUGAUUAGUUUUAAGGAGUAAAUGGGGAGAGGGUUUAAACUGUGUUCAUUACGUCCAUGGUGCUGAGAGAAAAGAUAGAAGGAAAGUAGACGAAAGUGUAAAGGAUGGGCAUUCCUGUGUAUUUCUAAGAUGUUCUAGAUCCUCCUGUUGUGUAUAUUCUAUAAAUAUGUACUUUUCCUUCUUUUCAGUGAAGCUCUAUGUUAAGUGUAUUGACAAGUUCAGAAUUGUGUAUUUUGAGUUUUAUGCACAAUGUUGUUCAAAUAUUAAUGUUCUAAAAGUACAUUUGUUAAAUAUGUUUGUACAUUAUAUAAAUCAUCAUUAACAUUGAACUGAAAUCCUUUCUGUAUCUGCUUGUUGUUGCUGUCUAGUUUAAUUUAUUUACAGCGCCAAUGGCUUGGUUAAUUGUAAAAGCAAUAUAUUUUAUAUAGUUAUUUUUGCACAGCUACUAAGACAUUUUAUGAUUCUCAAUAAUAUUGAGUUUAAGUGCAUGCUACAAUUGCAGUUUAUAUUAGUAAAAAAUCUAUAAAAACAAAUGGUUUGGGGGCACAGUGCCAUCAGCUCUAUUUUAAUAUGUACGUUCAAUGCAAUUGUUGCCAUGUUUCAGUAUUGUGAGCUUUAUUAGCUGUGAUCACAUACUGUAAUAGAACAUUACUGCCAUAGCCACCAUGGGAGAGAGAAAUAAAGACCCACUGAGGGAAAAAAAAA